Messenger RNA from Spea bombifrons (plains spadefoot toad), 1694 nucleotides. It is a transcript of the gene TMOD1, whose product is annotated as tropomodulin 1. Lineage: Eukaryota; Metazoa; Chordata; Amphibia; Anura; Pelobatidae. The record is from RefSeq and is a predicted model, not a curated record. The transcript has 10 exons. The coding region runs from base 193 to 1272 and encodes 359 amino acids. Gene Ontology annotation, biological process: pointed-end actin filament capping; muscle contraction; myofibril assembly. Gene Ontology annotation, molecular function: tropomyosin binding. Gene Ontology annotation, cellular component: striated muscle thin filament; myofibril.
UAGUGCUUGUCUGCAGUGAUUUCUGCCUAACCUUGGCCAGGGAACGGAGGCAACUCUCCUCAAGGGCAGACUGUGUCUUCUAUUACACCUCCUCCUUUGCCCUCGGCAGACGGACUCUACAAACUCCAAGACAUCAGUGCUGCUCUUCCCGGGCUCAUUGAACUUUGGAAAGGAAGACCUGAACAUUUUAAAAUGUCAGUGAGAAAAGACUUAGAAAAAUACAGAGAUGUUGAUGAGGAUGAAAUCUUAAGGAAACUGACAGAGGAUGAAUUGAAAGCACUGGAAGGAGAGCUGGAAGAGUUAGACCCAGAUAAUCAGUUGUUGCCCGCAGGGCUACGACAAAGGGACCAGACCAAAAAGACACCAACGGGACCCUUUCAGAGGGAUGCUCUUCUAGACCAUUUAGAGAAGGAAGCAAAGGAAGUAAAAGACAAGGAAGACUUAGUGCCUUAUACUGGAGAAAAGAGAGGAAAGCCAUGGAUUCCAAAGAAGACUGUAGUUGAUCCGGUUUUAGAAAGUGUGACUUUGGAACCGGAACUGGAGGAAGCAUUAGCCAACGCAUCUGAUGCUGAACUCUGUGAUAUUGCUGCUAUUCUUGGAAUGCACACCCUGAUGAGUAACCAGCAGUACUAUGAGGCGCUUGCAAGCAGCAACAUUGUGAACAAAGAAGGUCUAAAUAGUGUCAUCAAACCAACACAAUAUAAACCUGUUCCUGAUGAAGAACCUAAUUCUACAGAUGUGGAUGAAACUUUGGAGCGAGUGGAGAACAAUGACCCUGAAAUGGAGGAAGUUAACCUUAAUAAUAUUAGGAACAUUCCAGUGGUGACAUUAAAGGCUUAUGCUGAAGCAAUGAAAAAGAAUACUCAUGUAAAGAAGUUUAGCAUAGUCGGAACACGAAGCAAUGACCCCGUUGCCUUUGCAUUGGCAGACAUGUUGAAGGUCAACACUUCCCUGAAAAGCUUAAAUGUGGAGUCCAAUUUUAUCAGUGGAACAGGCAUAUUGGCUGUUAUUGAAUCUCUCCAACAUAACACAACUCUAGUUGAAUUGAAGAUAGAUAAUCAGAGUCAACCCCUCGGUAAUAAAGUAGAAAUGGAAAUUGCAAGUAUGUUGGAAAAAAAUUCUUCCCUUUUGAAAUUUGGCUACCAUUUUACUCAGCAAGGGCCUAGACUUCGAGCUUCAAAUGCGAUGAUGAACAAUAAUGAUCUUGUGAGGAAGAGGAGGCUGGCUGACCUGGUUGGGCCAAUCUAUCCCAAAUGCCGAAGCGGGGUGUAGAGCCGCGGUGAAGACUGCUCCUUACCACUGGACCCCUUUCAAUGAUAGUUUGUACCAGAGAGUGGAAUCCUUAAAGUAGAAAGAGAGCAACCGUGCCAUACCUCAGUCCUCUUUUGUCUCAGACGUUACCCAGCCAAACGGAUUAUCAGCAUGCCAACCAAUACCUGGCAUAACGUGCAGAACUUUAUUUCUACAGACAAAGUCAUGGCUUUGGGAAAUCUGUCCAUAUCAAAUGCCUUAUUUCUUACACGAGCGUAAUAGCUGCAGCUUGCUUUUGAUUACCACAAAAUAGUAAUGAAUAAAGAGCCAUUCAGGCACACAGUGGUAACGCUGCUGCAGCCAAAAGAACGGUCCUCCUGACUGUGCCACGUUUAUCAGCUUGCACCACUCUUCAUGCAAACAUGGACCAUAAUAGAUACAUU